AUGGCGGUGUGGGAACAACAAUCUGUCGUGCGUUUCAGCCUGGAGGAGUUUGUGACUGAGGCCCUGGUUAAUGUUCUCCGGAACAUGUUGAACCGGUUCGUGUUUGUCUACCUUGACGACAUCCUCGUCUUUCCCAGCUCGGCUCAAGAACACGUGCUCCACGUCCGACAGGUCCACCAGUGUCUCCUGGAAAACCAGCUUUUUGUCAAAGCCGAAAAGUGCGAAUUCCAUCGCUCCACCAUCUCCUUCCUUGGAUACAUCAUCGCUGCUGGGAAUGUGGAGAUGGAUCCCGGAAAGGUCCCGCUCGCGUGGCCCCCAGCUGCUGACCGGGCUUUCCUGGACCUUAAGCACUGCUUCACCACAGCUUCCAUAUUGAUCCAUCUGGACCUGUCCUGUCAGUUUGUGGUGGAGGUAGAUGCGUCGGGUGUCGGAGUAGGGGCUGUCCUGUCCCAGCAUUCUGCCCUGGACCCUAUUAAGCUGCAUCCCUGCGCCUUCUUCUCCGAUUGUCUUAACGCCACUGAGAGGAAUUAUGAUUGUCUCAACUCCAGGCAAGCUCGAUGGGCCCUGUUGUUCACCCGGUUCAACUUCACCAUCUCCUACCGCCCGGGGUCUAAGAACGUUAAGCCGGACAAGCUUUCACGCCACUAUAGCCCCGUAUCUACACCCUCGUACCCAGAGACCAUCCUACCCACCUCAUGCCUGGCGGCAACCCUCGACUGGGGAAUAGAGAACCAGGCAUUCUGCACCCUCAUAGGGUCUUCGGACCCCGGCUCCCCGCUAUCGUCUUGGGCAGAGGGUAUGUCCACUUGGGAUCUGCCCCUCCAGAUGGGUGUGAGUCUAUGGACCAUCCUGCUGUUUGUUCAGACUCUUUGUUUGACUUCAGUUGAUGCCUACCCCAAUGGAAAAGUGACUGAAUCCUGUGGGAGUAUGAUGCCAAUACACGGUCAUGCCCCCAAUACCAGCCACUCUCCCUACACUCUGGCUGUCAAUGUCACUAAAUUCAGUUCUGGAGAUUACAUCCAAGUUACCAUAUCUGGAACGACAUACUUUGAGGGAUUCCUGCUUGAGGCUCGGAAUGCAUCCAAUCCAGACUCUGAUGCUGUCGGCUCCUUCAUCCUGACCAAUCCUAAAACCACACAACUGUUGAAAUGUGGCCACACUCCGGGUUCAGCUGUCAGUCACACAAGUGAUGCCAGACAGACAAAAAUCGUGGUAAUCUGGAACGCUCCCCAAAACUCACCCGACGCUGUCCAAUUUCUUGUGACAGUAGUGGCUCAUUACAAGACUUUCUGGGUGAAAAUCCCCGGUCCUGUUGUGUCUCAGAGUGGGGUAACUCCCAUCCCACCUAAACCCACCACACCUUCCACUACCAUAGAGACAUCAACUCCCUCUGUGUUGCCCAGACCAUUCAGCUCAGUGGGUUGUGGCCAACAGAAGUCCUGCCUGUUGGACCCAGUGGGAUGUGACCCGGAAAAAGAUCCAUCGUGCUUCUUCCUGUCGUUCGCCCCCAAGGGUCAGACUGUGGUGUUUGAGCUCAGUGGGCCCUCAGACGGCUACAUUGCCUUCGCCCUCUCCCAUGACACAUGGAUGGGGGAUGAUGACAUGUACCUCUGUGUGAGGGAUGACAGCUUGGUGGAUGUGAGCGCAGCUUAUGUCAAAGGAAGGUCCUACCCAAUGGAGGCCUCUGAGAAUGUUCUUACAGAUGUGGCCUGGAGAUUGGCGGAUGGAGUCAUUCAGUGUCGGUUUCGUCGACAAGUUCUUGUCCCACAGGACCCGACCCGGUUUAGUCUGGACGCACAGUACUACCUGUUCAUGGCAUACGGUGAAGCUGAAAACGGCGAGGUGCACAGGCAUGACCGCCAACCCCUCAUAUCCUCACAGCAGUCGGUCAUCAACGGCCCAGCAGAGAUUCUCAAUGGCUCUCGAUCGCCACUUCUCAUGAAAUUUCACAGUGUUCUGAUGUUAAUUGCCUGGAUGUUGGCUGGAAGCACGGGUACUUUCCUAGCCAGCUACUUCAAGCCUGACUGGCCAGAGAAAACACUGUUUGGUCAGAAAAUUUGGUUCCAGGUGCAUCGAGGGUUGAUGAUAUUAACAGUGCUGCUUACCUGUGUGGCCUUCACUCUUCCCUUCAUCUACAGAGGAGGUUGGAGUAAGGGUGCUGGGGCCCAUCCCUACCUGGGAUGUACUGUACUAGCCCUGGCUCUCCUUCAGCCUAUCAUGGCCACUCUCAGACCUCCCCCUGACUCCUCCAGGAGGUGGGUGUUUAAUUGGCUGCAUUGGGGAGCUGGGACUGUUGCUGAGAUUAUGGCUGUGGCGGCCAUGUUUUUGGGGAUGGGCCAGCAAUCUGUGCUCCUGCCUCACUCCUGGCGCCUGGUGGUUCUGACUGGGUUCCUGGCAUGGGUCGUUCUCUUGAGGGUGCUUCUUGGGCUCCAUAAAAAAGGCUACGUUAAAACACGAUUUUGUGACUGCGUUUCCAAAGCGAGUGACACUGAUCGGCAGAGGAUUCUUGCUGACGACUCAGAGGGCAGCACUUGGGAUGCAUGGUUCAAAAUCGUUGCCCUUCUUGCCUUUGUUAUUGGGAAUAGUGGGUUCCUGAUCAGCUUCAUUUACACCAUCAGUGGAUUGUGAUGAAUCUGAGAAGGGCCAUUCCAUGGUACAUGACAACUCACUGGCUGUUAGAAUGGUGGAGGAUCUGGAUUCUUAUUCAGAUCCAGGCCACAGGCAGAUCAAAGCACUGAACCAGAUCUAAAGCUAUUGAUGGAAUGAUAGGGAAUAUAUAAAUAAAAAAAAAUACUGGAUAGAUUAUCUGUUUCACACAUCAAAAGUAUUUCUGCACUAUUGAUUUUGCACUAAUGUUCUUAUCCCAACUUCUCAGGGAAAUGCAGUUGUACACUCAGUAGCCCGUUUAUUAGGUAUACUGUCCCGUUCACCAAAAAUAGAUCGCUCCUACAGACAGUGAGUCACGUGGCUUAGACUUACUGUAAAGCAAACAGACAGGCAUCGAGCACAGGGGGCUGCUGAGGGGAGGACGGCUCAUAAUAAUUGCCUGAACCGAGCGAAUGGUAUCAAACACAUGGAAGCCAUGUUUGACGUAUUUGAUACGUUCCGAUAAUGCCUCCAGCCAUUACCACGAACCUGUCCUCCCCAAUUAAGGUGCCACCAACCUCCUGUGGCAUCGAGGCAUUCAGUUACUGUUCGAUUGAACAUUCAAAUAGGCAAAACGAGUGACCUAAGCAACUUUGAGCGUGGUAUGAUUGCCAGUGCCCGGCGCACUGGUACCAGUAUCUCAGAAAUGGCCGCCCUCCUGGGCUGUUCACAAGUGUCUAGGGUUUACCGAGAAUGGGGUGACAAACAAAACAUCCAGUCAGAGGCAGUCAAAAUAUUGCCUGGUCUGACAUCCUGGUUCCUGUUGCGUCAUGCUAAUGGCAGAGACAUGAAUUGGCAUAAGCAGCAGAGUCCAUGGUUUCAUCGGUACAGGCUAGUGUGGGGAAUGUAUGCCAGGAAAACGUUAGGUCCCUUGAUACCAAUUGAGCAACAAUUGAAUGCCACAGCAUAUUUGAACAUUGUUGCUGACCAAACUCAAUAGCAUCUUUGGGAUGAGAUGGAACGGGCUGUUCGCAGCACAAAUAUACCGCCAUCCAAUCUGCAGUAACUCUGAUGCCUUCACGUCAGCAUGGACCAACAUCUCUGGAACAUUUCACAUCUUGUAGAAUCCAUGCCCCGAAGAAGUCAGGCUGUUCUGGGUGCAAAGGGGGGUCUGACCCGGUACUAGAUGGGUGUACCUAAAAUGUCCACUGGGUGUAUAAUGCAUUUCAAUAUCUCGAUACAGCCUUGCCCCUUGAGUUCAUGUUUAUUACAUUUUACAUCUGCGAAGUGUUGCUGAAUAUAUGUAAGGGAGAAUGCACAAUUUAUUCCCACAUUCUUAAUGAAUAAUUACAAAUUCACUUUGUUUGAAUUAUUACUAUGUGCGGGUCAGUUAUGUUUCCGAAACAAAUGAUCCUGUAGUAUAAUAUCAGUAUAAACAAAUGUGAUUGUUAAAUAAAUAACUUU
Messenger RNA from Salvelinus namaycush (lake trout), 4050 nucleotides. RefSeq names its product putative ferric-chelate reductase 1. Gene Ontology annotation, molecular function: oxidoreductase activity, acting on metal ions. The record is from RefSeq and is a predicted model, not a curated record. The coding region runs from base 1 to 2628 and encodes 875 amino acids. The transcript is spliced from 20 exons. Lineage: Eukaryota; Metazoa; Chordata; Actinopteri; Salmoniformes; Salmonidae.